UUUGUAUAGUUUGGUCACAUUGCGUCUCGUCGUCGUGUACAAAAAUCAAUUACUAUUACUGCUGAAACUGAAUAUAUACGCAAAGCGUUUUCGCGAGUAAACAAAAACGGCAGUCAACUACAAUUAGCAAUAGAAGUUGUACGUGUACAAAUUAUAGUUGGCGCAAGAAGUAUUUGUUUGUUAAAUCAACGUAGCAAUACAUUUGGAAGGAAACAAAAUGCAGAUCAAGGAAUUCCGCGUGACUUUACCAUUAACCGUGGAUGAGUAUCAAGUAGCACAAUUAUUCUCAGUGGCAGAGGCGUCAAAGGAGAACACGGGAGGUGGCGAGGGCAUUGAGGUAUUAAAAAAUGAACCCUUCGAAAAUUAUCCAUUGUUGGGCGGCAAAUACAAUUCCGGUCAGUAUACAUAUAAGAUCUACCAUCUGCAAUCAAAAGUUCCAGCGUACAUAAGACUAUUGGCGCCCAAGGGCUCAUUGGAGAUACAUGAGGAGGCAUGGAAUGCUUAUCCUUAUUGUCGAACGAUUAUUACGAAUCCUGGCUAUAUGAAUCAGAACUUUGUAAUUUAUUGUGAUUCGCAUCAUUUUGCAAACGAUCUUGGCGAUUUGCCUAAUGUUCAUGAACUGACGCCCGAUAAGCUGAAAGUGCGCGAAGUUGUUCACAUCGACAUUGCCAAUGAUCCGAUUCUGCCCGCUGACUAUAAGCCCGAAGAGGAUCCAACCACCUACCAAUCGAAGAAAACUGGUCGUGGUCCUUUAGUGGGCGCUGAUUGGCGAAAACGCGUUGAUCCUGUGAUGACCUGCUAUAAGCUGGUCACGUGUGAGUUCAAAUGGUUUGGUCUGCAGACAAGAGUAGAGAAUUUCAUACAAAAGUCCGAGCGACGUCUCUUCACAAACUUCCAUCGCCAAGUUUUCUGUUCAACUGAUCGCUGGUUCGGUCUAACAAUGGAGGACAUUCGCGCCAUUGAGGAAAAGGUCAAGGAUGAGCUUGACAAGGCGCGUCUGGUGGGCGAGGUGCGGGGCAUGCGUGCGGAUGGUGAUUAAAUUUAGUAGACAAUUAACAAAGCCAGAUAUGUAAAUGUAAAAAAAACACACAAGAAAAACAAAAUGCAAUGAAAUGGUAAAAAGAGCAUAAAUAAAUUUAAAAAGGAAAACUUAACUAAAAUGCGAUUGGAAAAAAGGAAACGAAUACGAUAAAAUAAUUGCCGACAAGAGAAGGAAGAACAACAAAAACACCAAGUGUAUAACAACAACAAACAAAAAAAAUAAAAAAAACAACAGCAAA
This is a messenger RNA of Drosophila sulfurigaster albostrigata, 1280 nucleotides long. It is a transcript of the gene vib, whose product is annotated as phosphatidylinositol transfer protein beta isoform. The coding region runs from base 218 to 1039 and encodes 273 amino acids. Gene Ontology annotation, cellular component: cytoplasm. Gene Ontology annotation, molecular function: phosphatidylinositol transfer activity; phosphatidylinositol binding; phosphatidylcholine intramembrane carrier activity. Lineage: Eukaryota; Metazoa; Arthropoda; Insecta; Diptera; Drosophilidae. The transcript has 9 exons. The record is from RefSeq and is a predicted model, not a curated record. Gene Ontology annotation, biological process: phospholipid transport.